AUAGCCAGCAUAAUACAGACAUACAUACGCGCGCGCGCACACAAAAUAUAUGCAUAUGUAUAUGAAUAUAUAGUUUGCUGAUCUCUGUUUUAUCGAUGUAUAAUAAAUGUUCGCGUACCAAUUACACGUGAUCGUGAGUUUGAUACUCGUAAUAGCGAUUCUAAUGCCAGAAACGGAACACGCGCAAUCGGUUGUAUUUCAGUACAGAUUAAAGCGACAGGCUGAAAACGAAGGGCGCAAAUAUUGCGGCAGUAAUCUUGCAAGCACUCUGCGAAUGAUCUGUGGUAGCGUUUACAAUUCCCGGUUCAAAAAAAAUAUUCCAGAAAUGGAAAUGGACUAUGGAUUUAAUAAAGAUAUGCAUCCUUAUAAAUCCAUCGAGAGCGCUAGAAAAAUGUUAAGAUUUCGGAGAAAUUCAUUGGGUAUCUACCAAGAGUGCUGCCUAAAAACGUGUUCAACACAAGAGCUGCGCUCCUACUGCGGUAGUCGUUGA
Molecule: messenger RNA, 490 nt
Organism: Colletes gigas
Lineage: Eukaryota; Metazoa; Arthropoda; Insecta; Hymenoptera; Colletidae
Product: LIRP-like
Exons: 3
Coding region: 107-490 (127 amino acids)
Cellular component (GO): extracellular region
Molecular function (GO): hormone activity
Source: RefSeq, a predicted model, not a curated record